This is a messenger RNA of Caenorhabditis remanei, 1260 nucleotides long. RefSeq lists its product as uncharacterized. Bases 1 to 1260 code for a protein of 419 amino acids. NCBI's taxonomy places the organism in Eukaryota, Metazoa, Nematoda, Chromadorea, Rhabditida, Rhabditidae. The transcript is spliced from 5 exons. Gene Ontology annotation, molecular function: ATP binding; protein tyrosine kinase activity. Gene Ontology annotation, biological process: protein phosphorylation. The record is from RefSeq and is a predicted model, not a curated record.
AUGCAAGGUAGACAAGAUUCGAAUCGAGCUAACAGAACAUUGGAUCAGAGUCUCCGAUCGGAUGGAGUAGUGAGAAAGAAGCAUCAAGAUAUGGACUGGUAUCAUGGAUUACUGCCGAGAGCUGAUAUCAACACAUUAUUAGAGAACGAUGGUGAUUUCCUUGUGAGAACGUCUCAUAUCGCAGGAAACGAUGCGGCGAAAACAGUACUUUCUGUGAAAUGGAAGGGAAAAUGUCAUCAUUGGCAAUUGCAGGAGAAGGAGGAUGGAUCCAUUGUGAUUGAGGAUCGAAAGUUUGAUAAUGUUCUUGACAUGGUGACGACUCUCCGAAUGAAACGUCUACCUGUUUCCAUAAAAGUACCUGCACUUCUUCUGAAUCCAAUUAACAAACAAGAUUGGGAACUUCGCCACGAUCAGAUUAAAUUGGGAAAGAUGCUUGGAGAAGGAGCAUUUGGAGGAGUUUAUAAAGCAGUUUUUUAUUGUAAGGGAGAGAAACGAAUGGUUGCUGUAAAAGUAAACAAGGGAAACGAGAAGAUCAGUACACGGAAUAUGAUAGAAGAUGUUUGUAAAGAAGCAAGAAUUAUGAGACAGUACCAACAUCCGAACGUCGUCUGUUUCUUCGGAGUUUGUGUUGAGAGAGAACCGAUCAUGCUAGUAAUGGAGCUGGCAAACCAAGGAGCACUCGAUUCAUUUCUGAGAAAUGAGAAGAAUACGGUCUCAUUGAGAGACAAAUUGAAAUACUCAUUUGAUGCUUCGAAAGGACUUGAAUAUCUUCAUAAAAAUGGAUGUAUUCAUCGUGACGUGGCAGCUCGUAACUUUUUGAUGCACAAAAAUGUUGUCAAAAUUACGGAUUUUGGUCUUUCAAAGCAACUUUCUGAUCUUGCACACAAGUAUAAACUGAAGGAUAUUCAGGCGAAACUACCAAUCAGAUGGCUGGCACCGGAGGUUAUUGUCACUGCAACGUAUACUUUUAAGAGUGAUGUAUACUCUUUCGGUAUCCUUCUCUGGGAGAUAUUCAUGGAUGGAGCUAUUCCGUAUCCUGACUUGAAUCUCGCCGAAGUAAAACAAAAAGUGAAAACAGGAUACCGAAUGGAAGCACCUGAUCGAAUGCCAACAUUUGUUCGUAAUAUUAUGAUCGGUAUGUGCUGGCCGCAGGUUCCAGAAGACCGUGGAAAUAUGACUGAAAUUCGAACUGCAAUGGAGAGUGUUCUGGAUGGAAAAGUAGGAGCUUCGAACAAUCGAUCCGUUUAUUACAGAGCUUGA